UUUGAGCAUCGGAGAUUCCUAGGGCCUGCAGGCUGCAACACCAUGGCGUCAACUCUUUCGAAAACAACCAUUUCUUUCACCACCCUCCCUUCAUCCUCGCCAUCCCCCAAACCCCUUCUCCGAUUCGCACCCUUCUCCAUCCCAAACACCCCAUCCCGCUCUCAACGCCGCUCCCUCCGUAUCUCCGCCGCUCUAUCGGACACCGCCGCCGCCGCCGAGCCUUUCGCCUCGCGGUUUGCCCUAGAUGAGCCCCGCAAGGGCGCCGACAUCCUGGUGGAGGCGCUGGAGCGGCAGGGCGUCACCGACGUCUUCGCGUACCCCGGCGGCGCCUCCAUGGAGAUCCACCAGGCGCUGACUCGCUCCGCCGCCAUCCGCAACGUCCUCCCCCGCCACGAGCAGGGCGGCGUGUUCGCGGCCGAGGGAUACGCGCGGUCCUCCGGCCUCCCCGGCGUCUGCAUCGCCACCUCCGGCCCCGGCGCCACGAACCUGGUGAGCGGGCUGGCGGACGCCAUGCUGGACAGCGUCCCCCUGGUGGCCAUCACCGGGCAGGUCCCUCGGCGCAUGAUCGGCACCGACGCCUUCCAAGAAACCCCGAUCGUGGAGGUAACGCGUUCCAUCACGAAGCACAAUUACCUCGUCCUUGAUAUCGAUGACAUCCCCAGAAUCGUUAACGAAGCGUUUUUCUUAGCCACUUCGGGAAGGCCUGGUCCUGUGUUGAUUGACAUACCCAAAGAUAUUCAGCAGCAGCUCGCUAUUCCCAGAUGGGAUCAAUCGAUUCGGUUACCUGGUUACACUGCUAGGUUGCCCAAGUCCCCCAAUGAGAAUCUUUUAGAGAUUAUUGUGAGGUUUCUUUUGGAGUCCAAGAAACCGGUUUUGUAUGUUGGUGGUGGUUGUUUGAACUCUAGUGAGGAGUUGAGGCGUUUUGUGGAACUCACUGGUGUUCCUGUUGCUAGCACUUUGAUGGGUCUUGGUGCUUAUCCUGUUGGUGAUGAGAAAUCCCUUCAAAUGCUUGGGAUGCAUGGAACUGUUUAUGCUAAUUAUGCGGUUGAUAAGUGUGAUCUUUUGCUUGCUUUUGGGGUGAGGUUUGAUGAUCGUGUCACUGGGAAGCUUGAGGCUUUUGCUAGCCGGGCUAAGAUUGUUCACAUUGACAUUGAUUCUGCUGAGAUUGGGAAGAACAAGCAGCCGCACGUGUCGGUUUGCGCGGAUUUGAAGCUGGCAUUGAGAGGGAUUAAUCGAUUGUUGGAGAGCAGAGGGCUUGGGAAAAAGCUUGAUUUUAGAGGUUGGAGGGAAGAGCUGAAUGAGCAGAAAAAGAGGUUUCCUUUGAGUUACAAGACUUUUGAGGAAGAGAUUUGUCCUCAAUAUGCUAUAGAGGUUCUUGAUGAGUUGACUAAUGGGGAUGCCAUUGUGAGUACUGGAGUUGGGCAGCACCAGAUGUGGGCAGCCCAGUUUUACAAGUACAAGAGGCCUAGGCAGUGGCUAACAUCGGGUGGCCUUGGUGCCAUGGGGUUUGGAUUGCCAGCGGCGAUGGGCGCAGCCGUGGCCAACCCGGGUGCUGUUGUGGUUGACAUUGAUGGGGAUGGGAGUUUCAUGAUGAAUGUUCAGGAGCUGGCCACUAUCAAGGUGGAGAAGCUCCCUGUUAAGAUAUUGUUGUUGAAUAAUCAGCACUUGGGAAUGGUUGUUCAGUGGGAGGAUCGGUUCUAUAAGUCCAACAGGGCUCACACUUAUCUUGGAGACCCCUCUAAUGAGAAUGCUAUAUUCCCCAAUAUGUUGAAGUUUGCAGAUGCUUGUGGGAUACCGGCAGCUCGUGUGGCCAAGAAAGGAGAGCUUAGAGGGGCAAUGCAGAAAAUGUUGGAUACCCCUGGCCCCUAUCUUCUUGAUGUCAUUGUACCCCAUCAGGAGCAUGUCUUGCCCAUGAUUCCUAGCAAUGGAACAUUCCAGGAUGUCAUAACCGAGGGUGAUGGCAGGCAAAGUUACUGAACAAAUUUUUCUUCAUGGUGGUUUUUGUAAAAAAAAUAGUAAGCUGUUAGCUUAAUUAUUGUAUCCAUUUUGGCUACUAAGAUAGGCUGCUUGUUUUUCCAUACAAUGUUUCUUGUUGGCAACUAAAUAUCCCUUACGGCUCUCUCUGUUAAAAUAGGCUUGUUGUUAAUUAUAUGUGUCUCUUUGGUUAUUUGGUUGAAUGUUAGUGAGACUUCAUUGAAAUUUGAAAGUUGAAACCAAUUCCUUAAUGGUUUACUUUUAGUGAACAAAAUACUGCAAAUCAGAAGUCAGAAGCUAAUUUCGUUGUUCCAAGCAGAGAACUGGCAGUGAGCUAUGGAAUAUAUACAUGAAUUAGAA
This is a messenger RNA of Cajanus cajan (pigeon pea), 2334 nucleotides long. RefSeq names its product acetolactate synthase 3, chloroplastic. Gene Ontology annotation, molecular function: flavin adenine dinucleotide binding; magnesium ion binding; thiamine pyrophosphate binding. Gene Ontology annotation, cellular component: acetolactate synthase complex. Gene Ontology annotation, biological process: L-valine biosynthetic process. NCBI's taxonomy places the organism in Eukaryota, Viridiplantae, Streptophyta, Magnoliopsida, Fabales, Fabaceae. The record is from RefSeq and is a predicted model, not a curated record.